Triticum turgidum subsp. durum (durum wheat) is the source of this 807-nucleotide messenger RNA. Lineage: Eukaryota; Viridiplantae; Streptophyta; Magnoliopsida; Poales; Poaceae. The record is from the annotation of a GenBank genome assembly.
AUGCUGCUGGUCAGCCAGGCUGCCAACGGCUCCCUCUCCGCGCGGCGGCUGCCCUCCAAGCCGCUCGCCAGCCGCCGCGGCGCCAACCCCUACCCUCUCUUCGCCGGCCCGCGCGUCGCGCGCCGCCGCCUCGUGCUCUCCGGCGCCGCCGACGCGCGGGACGCGCCCCGCCGCGCCUCCGCCUCGCCUCCCGCCCACGCGGCCGCGGGCGAGGGCCCCUCCGGCUCCCCCGCCGCCGCCGAGGACCCCGUCCUCCUCGGCGUCAGCGACGACCGCGUGCCCCUCGAGGGCGUCAUCCAGGUCGAGAAGCCCGGCCAGGCCGACGCCCAGUCCAAGCUCGUCUCCUACGCGAAGAUAGGGCUUCUGGCCGGAGGGGAUCUGCUUUGCCUGCUGGUCUUCUCCGCGAUUGGGAGGCUCAGCCAUGGCCUGCCCGUGCUUGACGUCGAGACGUUCAAGACGGCCGACCCGUUCAUUGCUGGUUGGUUGCUUAGCGCCUACCUCCUUGGCGGAUUUGGUGAUGAUGCCAAAGGAAGCAAUGGUGUUGGGAAUGCUGUAACUGUUGCGGCCAAAUCCUGGGCUGUUGGGAUACCGUUGGGAAUUGCCAUUCGUUCAGUGACCGCUGGUCAUAUUCCACAAAUUCCUUUCGUCUUGGUGGCCAUGGGAAGUACUGGGGUCUUGUUGACUGCAUGGCGUGCUCUGAUUUCCCAAGUUCUUUCUGCUGGACAGAGCAAGAAGGAUGAUGUAUACAGAAAGGGAAAUCCUUUUGAGCUUUUCGAGUUGCUCACAUCGCUGGUGCGGAGGUGGUGA